Messenger RNA from Haplochromis burtoni (Burton's mouthbrooder), 11181 nucleotides. It is a transcript of the gene myh14, whose product is annotated as myosin, heavy chain 14, non-muscle. Gene Ontology annotation, molecular function: actin filament binding; ATP binding; cytoskeletal motor activity. The coding region runs from base 378 to 6560 and encodes 2060 amino acids. The transcript has 46 exons. The record is from RefSeq and is a predicted model, not a curated record. Gene Ontology annotation, cellular component: myosin complex. NCBI's taxonomy places the organism in Eukaryota, Metazoa, Chordata, Actinopteri, Cichliformes, Cichlidae.
AUGACCGUUUUAGGGCGGAAAGCUCCCGUCGUAUUCAAGAGGCGGGUCUACGGCUCGGUUCUAGAUUUUGAUUGGACUCCUUUCUCUCUAGACCUGUCUAAAACCCGUCUGCUCGUACUUGGUUGGUCCGCUAGCAGGAAGUCCUUCUCCGAGGCUGAAGCCGCCGAGUUGCCCUCAGUGCUCUCUGUCUAUUUUAUUCUCACCGAGGAGUGUGUGUUGCUCCACUGUGAGAGCAAUGCAAUGAUAAAAGCCGCAUAUGCGGUACGCUACACACCUAUCAGGCAGGAAAAUAACCCAAGAAACAGCCUCAUCCCGGUUCCCCUCACACCGCAGCCUUAUCCACACCUCAAAGCGGAACCUGAAGUGCCAGAAGUACCAUGUCCAGGCCAACGGGGGGCGGUGCCAACGAUGUCACCCGCUUCCUGUCAUCGGGCACAGCGCCAGGGUCUCCCAACUCCAACAACUCUAUGUUCUCUGCUGCCAGCCAGGCUGACUGGGCAGCUAAGAGGCUGGUGUGGGUGCCCUCAGAGAAACAAGGCUUCGAGUCUGCCAGCAUCCGAGAGGAGCGCGGUGAUGAGGUGGAGGUGGAGCUGACAGACAGCCAGCGGCGGGUGACCUUGUCCAGGGAGGAGGUGCAGCGUAUGAACCCUCCGCGCUUCAGCAAAGUGGAGGACAUGGCCGACCUCACCUGCCUCAAUGAAGCGUCGGUGCUGCACAACCUGAGAGAGAGAUACUACUCUGGCCUGAUCUAUACAUAUUCAGGGCUUUUCUGUGUGGUUGUGAACCCAUACAAGAACCUGCCAAUCUACACAGAAUCCAUUGUGGAAAUGUACCGAGGCAAGAAACGCCACGAGAUGCCCCCUCACAUCUACGCCAUAUCAGAGGCUGCUUAUCGCAGCAUGCUGCAAGACAGAGAAGAUCAGUCAAUCCUCUGCACAGGAGAGUCCGGAGCUGGGAAAACGGAGAACACUAAGAAAGUCAUCCAGUAUCUGGCUCAUGUUGCCUCCUCCCAUAAAGGUGGCACUCUGGGUAGAAAAAAGGAAGCUGUGCAGAUGGACGGCUCUAGGUCCUUAACAAGAGGCAGCACUAUAGUGAACAGGAGUAUGCAAUAUGGUGAGCUGGAGAGACAGCUGCUGCAGGCCAACCCUAUACUGGAGGCCUUCGGCAACGCAAAGACUGUCAAGAACGAUAACUCCUCUAGAUUUGGUAAAUUCAUUCGUAUCAAUUUUGACGUGGCGGGAUACAUUGUUGGUGCCAACAUUGAAACCUACCUCCUUGAAAAGUCUCGGGCCACCCGUCAGGCCAAGGAUGAGAGGACUUUCCACAUCUUUUACCAGUUGUUAUGUGGAGCGUCAGAGGAAACUCGAGCGGACUUGCUCUUAGGAACUGCUGAUCAGUAUCGCUUUCUCAGUGGAGGCUCGAUACCUGUUCCUGGUCAGAGCGAUUCAGAGAAUUUCACCCAGACUAUGGACUCCAUGGCUAUUAUGGGCUUCAACCCCGAGGAGUCGAUGUCCAUGCUGAAGGUGAUCUCUGCUGUGCUCCAGUUCGGGAAUAUAUCCUUCAUGAAGGAGAAGAACCAUGACCAGGCGUCCAUGCCUGAUAACACAGCUGCUCAGAAACUCUGCCAUCUGCUGGGCAUCAAUGUGCUGGAGUUCACUCGGGCCAUCCUCACCCCAAGGAUCAAAGUAGGCCGAGAGUAUGUGCAGAAAGCCCAGACUAAAGAACAAGCUGACUUUGCUGUGGAGGCCCUGGCAAAGGCAACAUACGAGCGUCUGUUCAGAUGGCUGGUCCACAGGAUCAACAGAGCUCUGGAUCGCAGACAGAGACAGGGAGCCUCCUUCAUAGGCAUCCUUGAUAUCGCUGGAUUUGAGAUCUUCCAGCUCAACUCCUUUGAGCAGCUGUGCAUCAACUACACCAACGAGAAGCUGCAGCAGCUCUUCAACCACACCAUGUUCAUCCUGGAGCAGGAGGAGUACCAGCGAGAGGGCAUCGAGUGGAACUUUAUUGACUUUGGCCUGGACUUACAGCCCUGCAUUGACCUCAUCGAGAGACCAGCCAACGCACCUGGUGUUCUGGCCCUUCUUGAUGAAGAGUGCUGGUUCCCUCGGGCCACAGAUCGCUCAUUUGUGGAGAAGCUGUCUGCUGAGCAAGGCAGCCAUCCAAAAUUCUUCAAAUCAAAGCAGCCACGUGGGGAAGCUGACUUCUCCAUUAUUCACUACGCUGGAAAGGUGGACUACAAGGCAAAUGAUUGGUUAGUGAAGAACAUGGAUCCCCUGAACGACAAUGUGGCGUCUCUUCUCCACCAGUCGUCUGAUCAUUUUGUCUCAGAGCUUUGGAAAGAGGACAUUCAAACUCUUCCUCGUGUGUACUUCUUUGACUCCUAUGCCACACUGCAGACUAAUGGCGCAGACAUGGACAGGAUUGUGGGUCUGGACCAGGUGUCGUCAGGAGAGAGCAGCGCGCCGGUCACAUUUGGAGCAGCAGGACUGAAGACGAAGAAAGGAAUGUUUAGGACUGUUGGGCAGCUUUACAAGGAGUCUCUUACCAAGCUGAUGGCCACACUGAGGAACACCAACCCUAACUUCCUCCGCUGCAUUAUCCCCAACCACGAGAAGAGGCCCGGUAAGCUUUCCCCUCACCUGGUUUUAGACCAGCUGAGAUGUAAUGGUGUUUUGGAGGGCAUCCGUAUAUGCAGACAAGGAUUCCCUAACCGCAUCCCGUUCCAGGAGUUCAGACAGAGAUAUGAGAUCCUAACCCCUAAUGCCAUUCCUCGCACCUUCAUGGAUGGCAAACAGGCAUCAGAACUCAUGAUCAGUGCUUUAGAGCUGGAUAAAAACCUGUUCAGGGUGGGUCAGAGUAAAGUCUUCUUCAGAGCUGGAGUCCUAGCUCACCUGGAAGAAGAAAGAGACCUAAAGAUAACUGAUACCAUCAUACGCUUCCAGAGCGCUGCCAGAGGCUUUCUCUCACGCAAAGCCUUUUUGAAGAAGCAACAGCAGCUUAGUGCUCUGAGGGUGAUGCAGCGGAACUGUGCUGCUUACCUCAAACUCAGGAACUGGCAGUGGUGGCGACUAUUUACUAAGGUGAAGCCCUUGCUGCAGGUGACACGACAGGAUGAGGAGAUCCAAACCCGGGAAGCAGCGCUACAAAAAGCCAAAGAACAACUCACCCGAGCGGAGCAGGACUACACAGAGCUGGACAGGAAGCACGUUCAGCUGAUAGAGGAAAAGGCAGUGCUGGCUGACCAGCUGCAAGCAGAGGCAGAGCUGUUUGCAGAGGCGGAGGAGAUGAGGGCCAGGUUAGCCAGUCGGAAACAGGAGCUGGAGGAGGUUCUGGGCGAGCUGGAGACUCGACUGGAGGAAGAGGAGGAGAGGGGUGUGCAACUGGCCAAUGAGAAGAAGAAAAUGCAGCAGAAUAUACAGGACCUAGAGGAGCAGUUAGAGGAGGAGGAAAGCGCCAGACAACGCCUCCUGCUGGAGAAGGUUACCCUGGAGACCAAAGUAAAGAGUCUGGAGACAGACCUGGUCACUGCAGUAGAGCAAAGAGACCGACUCGGCAAGGAAAAGAAACAGCUGGAGGAGCGUCUGAAUGAGGUCACCGACCAGCUCACUGAAGAAGAGGAAAAGACAAAAAGUUUGAACAAGCUCAAGAACAAACAGGAAGCUGUCAUCGCUGACUUGGAGGAGCGCCUAAAGCGUGAAGAGCAGGGUCGCUUAGAACAGGAGAAGUUUAAGAGGAGGAUGGAGAGUGAAGCUAUGGAGGCCCAGGAGCAGCUGUCAGACCUGGGAAUGCUGUCCUCUGAGCUGAGAGGCAGUCUGGCUCAAAAGGAAAAAGAAAUCACCUCCCUGCAGGGCCGGUUGGAGGAAGAAGGUGCACGCCGUGCUGAAGCUCAGAGGUCUCUAAGGGAGGCCUUGUCCCAAGUGUCAGAGCUGAAGGAGGAAGUAGAGAAUGAACGAGGGAUGCGGGAAAGAGCAGAGAAACAACGGCGAGACCUGAGUGAGGAGCUGGAGGCUUUGAGAACUGAGCUAGAGGACACUCUGGACAGCACAGCUGCACAACAGGAGCUCAGGUCUCGACGGGAAGCAGAGUUAAGUGAGCUCCAACGAUGUGUUGAAGAGGAGACUCGCCGGCACGAGAUCCAGCUUUCAGAAGUCAGAGUCAAACACAGCGCUGCCUUAGACAGCCUGCAGGAGCAGCUGGACAACAGCAAGAGAGCACGACAGUCCCUUGAUAAAGCCAAGGCAGCGCUGGAGGAGGAGAGGCAGAAUUUGACCUCUGAGCUCAAAAGCCUCCAAGCGAGUCGCUCAGAGAGCGAGAGGGGUCGUAAGAGGGCGGAUAACCAGCUACAGGAACUGAGCGCCCGUCUGGCUCAGGCUGACAGAGAGAGGGAGGACAGGGAGGAGCGAAUCCACAAGCUGCAGUGUGAGAUUGAGUCCCUCUCCGGCAAUCUGUCCUCCUCUGACUCCAAGUCUCUUCGGCUCGCUAAAGAAAUGAGCAGCCUGGAGAGCCAGCUGCAUGAUGCAAGGGAACUGCUACAGGACGAAAGUCGCCAGAAGAUGGCCCUUGCCUCAAGGGUGCGAGCACUGGAGGAGGAGAAGAAUGGACUGAUGGAACGACUGGAGGAGGAGGAGGAAAGAGGCAAAGAGCUGAGCCGACAGAUCCAAACUCACAGCCAGCAGCUGACAGAGCUACGUAAGCAGUCAGAGGAGGUGAACAGUGCCGUGGAAGCUGGCGAUGAGAUACGCAGGAAGCUCCAGAGAGAGCUGGACAGUGCCAUUCAAAGAGAGCGACAGAAGGAGGAGGAGAAAGAAAGAGUGGAGAGGCAGAGGGAGCGACUGAGGGAGGAAAUAGAGGACAUGACCAUUGCCCUGCAGAGAGAGAGGCAGAACUGCACGGCCCUCGAAAAAAGGCAAAAGAAAUUUGACCAGUGCCUGGCAGAGGAGAAGGCGGUGAGUGCUCGGCUUGCAGAAGAGAGGGACAGAGCAGAAGCAGACAGCAGAGAGAAGGAAACAAGAUGUCUAGCACUGUCCCGAGCCCUGCAGGAGGCUCAGGACCAAAAAGAAGAGCUAGAGAGAGCCAACAAGCAGCUCCGUCUAGAAAUGGAGCAGCUGGUGAACCAGCAGGACGAUGUGGGCAAAAAUGUCCAUGAGCUGGAGCGCACACGGAGGACCUUGGAAACAGAAGCACAGAACCUGCGCAUUCAGACGCAGGAGCUGGAGGAGGAGCUGUCAGAGGCAGAGAACUCAAGACUGAGGCUGGAGGUCACCCUGCAGGCGCUUAAGGCUCAGUUUGAAAGGGAGAUCAGCAGCAACGAGGAAAAGGGAGAGGAGAAGAGAAGGGCCCUGAGCAAACAGGCAAGGGAGUUAGAGAUCCAGCUGGAGGAGGAGAGGAGUCAGCGGUCUCAGUCUGUGUCAUCCAAGAAGCAGCUGGAAGCAGAACUGCAGGAAGCUGAGGCCCAGGUGGAGACAGCCAACCGUGGCAAAGAGGAGGCGAUGAAGCAGCUUCGAAGGCUGCAGGGUCAAAUGAAGGAGGUUCUGCGCGAGCUAGAUGAGGCAAAGGUGACUCGAGAUGACGUCAUCUCCCAAUCAAAAGACAGUGAAAAGAAAAUCCAAACACUGGAAGCAGAGGUCCUGCAUCUUACAGAGGAGCUGGCUGUAUCAGAGAGGCAGAAGCGACAGGCCCAGCAGGAGAGAGACGAGAUAGCAGACGAGAUGGUCAGCAGCAGUUCUGGAAAGAAUGUGCUGAGCGAAGAGAAGCGGAGGUUGGACGCACGAGUCAAUCAGCUGGAAGAAGAGCUGGAAGAAGAGCAGACUAACAGUGAACUGUUGACAGAGAGACUACGGAAGACAGCCCUACAGGUGGAGACUCUGACUGUGCAGCUGCAGGGAGAGAGGACUCUGGCCCAGAAAGCAGAGGCGGCUCGAGAGCAGCUGGAGAAGCAGAACAAGGAGCUGAAGGCCCGGCUUGGGGAGAUGGAGGGAGCAGUAAGGGGCAAACAUAGGAUGAGUGUCGCUGCCCUGGAGGCAAAAAUUGAGACGAUGGAGGAGCAGCUGGAACAAGAGAGACAGGAGCGAGCAAUUGCCAACAAACUGAUGCGGAAGACGGAAAAGAAACUGAAGGAGGUGAUGAUGCAGGCAGAAGAUGAGAGGAGGCAUGCAGACCAGUACAGAGAGCAGCUGGAUAAGUCGAUGGUCCGACUGAAGCAGCUGAAGAGGCAGCUGGAGGAGGUGGAGGAGGAGAACUCUCGCUCCAGUGCCCAGAAGAGGAAGCUGCAGAGGGAGCUGGAGGAACUCACUGACAGCAGCCAGACCAUGAACCGCGAGAUAUCCUCCCUCCGCAACCAGCUCAGCUUCCCCGAAUGGAGACCAGAUAUACGUGCUGCGCUGCCUCUGUCGAUGCGUGGACGCAGAGCAUUGGUUGAUGACCUUUCAUUAGAGAACUCCGAUUCAGAAGAGCCUCCUGCCUCACCCACCCCCUCCUCUGGGGUCCCAGGGACCCCGACUCCGUCCUCAGAACACAGCCUGGACCCUCCGCCUCCCUACAGUGUCAACAACGCAGAGUGACAGGCACACAUCUGCUUAGCUACACAAACAACGCACACGCACACACAAGCAUCAGCCUCAGAGCCUCGACUGCUCGCGGUGAUGCAGAGGCAGGCACACAGCACAUAGCUACACUAGUUUUAAAUUAAAUGCCAUGUAGGAUAAAUAUCAGGCAGUUAGUUGUAAAGCAUCCUCCCUGAUAUAGCGAUGCUCUUUAAGAUUUUGCCUCAUUUUUUUCUCAACAAGUACAGAAAAUGUGUUUUAAAAAAAAAGAAAUUUUACAAAGCGUCAACUGGAAUUGAUUUUAUUUUAUAAAACAACAAAGACUUGAAGUUUCUACAUUACCACCUCUGUAAUGCACUUCUCAUAAACUAAACUACAUCUGCUCACUAAGCAGUAAAAAACUUUUACAUUUGGAUUUAUUUACAAACAUUUGAUGUGGAUUGAAUACACAGAUCAGGGCUGCUGGAAGAUGACAAUCUGUAUUCAUGUUACACGAGCAGUCAAGUACACACAUGGAGCGGAGAAUUCGCCUUCGAUAUGAGUGUGAGUUAACUUUUUAAACUUGGAAGAAUUUGGCAAAAAGAAAGAAAAUUGUCAUCUAAACACAGUGCUGCACAUUUUCUAAGUUGGCCUAACAGAUAAUAAUAAGAAACCGGGAUGCAUUACAUCGUUUUCAUAUCACCUGUCACAAUUACAGUGACACAAAGAGCUGAAAGCAGCCGACAUGCAGACAGACUCGCUGCUUUAGACGAUAAACUCUUUUCUAUAGAUUAGAAACAGUACGUUGUUAGACCACGCAGUAGAUAGUAUUAGAUAGUUUCUUUAUCUUAAAGUCUUAACAUAUUGCAUCAGAAAUUUUGAAUUUGUAUAAUUUAUAUCAAAUACCAACUUAAGUUAUUGAUCACUGCUUGUUUUCUGUCUUGUGUGUGUGUGUGUGGGGGGGGGGGCAUGUUAGUCUGAAAAUUCCUCUUCAUGCUGGCUCUGAACCAGGUUACUUUAAAGGACAGCUAAGACUUGUUUCUGUCAGCAUCUCAGCAUCGGGUUGCAGAUGUGAAUUUGCAUGGAAGACCUCUCUGGUUAACAUUAUUGCUGGUUUUAAAAAGAAAAAGGAAAAGGGGAAAGAAGAAGAAGUACACAUUUAUGGAUUCUCUUCAAUGGCAACAUAACUGGAAAUGACUUGUGGAGGACUGUAUUCAUUCAUAUUUUUAUCCAAAGCAGAACAAAUGGUUAGAAUGGGUCUUAUUUUCUUGUUUUAGAACGAUAAAGGCGUUACAUUUUAUUUUGACAAGCAUCUUGUACACUGUAAGGUUGAUUUUACUGGUUUACUGUGUAAAUUAUUAAUCAAACAAAGCUUUUCUGUUUAACCAAACGGUGGGCGUACGGAUGAGAAAAGGGACUUAAAUUUGUAGUUACCGUAGAGUAGCUGUAGAAUAGAAUAGAUGACGGGAGUAGAGGCUGGUUGGGUUUUCUAACAUGUCUUGAGUAGAAUAAACUCUGCCUCUGCUCGCGGGUCCUGUGUAGAAGAUUAGAAUAUAACUGAGCGUUAGGCUCAAAGCAUUUUCAUGGACUAGUAGUGUUAGAUUUAAAAAAAAAAAAAGACAGUGGAAACAAUGAGGAGUGAACUUUUAUGGAGUAAAUGGCAAAUAGAAAAAGAAGUUGCUUUUCUUUUUUUUACCCUGUCAACUCAAGAUGACAUUAUCUUACACCUGCUCUGAUAACCCUGCUGUGAAGCCCACUUUUAAAGUUUUUUCUUCAGACCGUCUCCAUUGUCAUAUCUUCUAUUUUUAAAAGAUGGCCUUUUUUAUAGCUUUUAUAUAGUUUAGUUUAUGACCUUCUGCUGCACUGGGGGGGUCUUAACAAAUUGGCAGAUGCUGUCUAAAGAAGCAGUUCAACCUUUUGGGAAAUUUUCUUUCUUGCUUAAUGUUAGUAUCAGUCUCUUUUUUACCUGCAUUUUAAAGCUGCAGCCAGUUAACUUAGCAAAUAGGAACUGGGGAACAUAUAGUCUGGCCUCACUGUGAAACCUGACAUUCAUAUCUGCAGAAGAAGCUGAGCUACAAAAAGAAAAAAGUGGCAAUUUCACCUGCAGGUUAUGUGUACAACUAUUUUUUAAUUAUUAAAUUACCAAAUUUGGUUGAGUCUAAUUUUAGAAUUAAAAUUUUAAAAGGGCUGUCUUUUUACCUGGCUAGGUUCGAGAUCAGUUCUUUGGAAGGAGAGUUAAAUGAGAUAUAAAACACCUCUGACUUGGGCUUUAGCUUUUGUCAAGUCAGCUAAAGCCUCAGUCAUACAUACUAGAAAUCAGCUGGCAACCUCCAGUUGCUAGGGAAAAAUCUGUAUAACCCCACUCAACUGGCAAGUGGUUGCUGGAGGUUGCUGGCUGUCAUCAGGCGAGUGCUGCAGCAAAAACCUUGUUGUGAUUUCUUUGGUGGCUAGCAGGUUGCACUUCCAUGCCAGCUAUGGUCAUGGUCAGUUUGUAUGGAAGACUCUUAGUGCUGCUUAGCAAGUAAAUUGGGAAUGUUGAAAACAAGUCUGCGCCUUCCAUGUAAGCUACUGACGACUGCCGGUCACUAUGCCUGUGUGACGGGGGCCUAACGUAAAGAAAGCCUGCCUAUGUUGAACUCUCCUCCAGUAAUCCAGUAAUGUAGUAAUAUAAUUCUUUAAUUUUCCACCUAACAAACUGGAUAUUACUCAAUAAUCUACAAACCUUAUGUGCUGAUAGGAUAGGUGAAUUCAGUUGUUUUUAGGGUUUCUGCCUUUAUGCUAAGCUAACUAGCUGCUGGGUGUAGUUUUGCAUUAAAUGUACAGACCUGUGAAAGCCACAGAUCAUCUAAUGAAAGCCAAUUUCCCAAAUGGCACAAAUACAACGAAUGUCACUGAUGCUUUAACUGGAAAAUCUGAACUAAUGAAAGCUUCGGAUCAUGUAGCUGAAACCAUAAAUGUUGCUCUGAAUGUCAGAAUCAGAAUCGCGUUUAUUGGCCAUGUAUAUGCACAUACAAGGAAUUUGGUUCUGGUAGAUGAUGGCUCUCAAGCACAGCCAUGUAAAUCACAACAACAUGUAAAAAACACAAUACACACACACACACACACACGCAUAUAUAUACAUGUACACAUGCAUACACAUACAUACACGAACAUACACAAAGCUGUGUAAACCAACCAUAAAUAACCAAUCUAAAUGUUAUAUACAUAAAAUACAGGAUGAGAGAAAUGAAGUGAAGUGAAAUGAAUACCACAGAAUGUACAUAAGGUACAGGUAAGGUUCUGAUUCUGAAUGUGUUUAUUAUUCUAAAUCAGCGGUCCCCAACCUUUUUUGAACCACGGACUGGUUAAUGUCCGACAAUAUUUUCACGGACCGGCCAUUAAGGUGUUGCGCAGAUAAAUACAACAAAAUAAAAUGAUACGACCAAGUCAAAAAGUGUGGUAUUUUUUAAAUAUAAUAAUAAACACGAAUUCACUUUGUAAUUGUGUUUCCUCCUGAACAACAUUGAGAGUAACAUCCACCUCUCUGAUGCUUAAUGCCCUCUGGUCGCUAUGGUAACACGUAAAUAUUUCUUUCAAAAUAAUACACACAACUACAACACGGGAAAAGACCCAGGGAAACCGAGUUAACGACAAAAACCCUGAAAACCAUACAUGUCAUACCCGGGCCUCAACUCGCGGCCUGGUAUUAAACGACUCAUGGACCAGUACCGGUCCGGGGAUUGGGGACCACUGUUCUAAAUAGUCCUAUAUUAUCUACACUAUACGGAAAAGAAUCAAUAAUCCUGGUGGAGUUUAUCAUUGAUUACACACGUGACCACUACAGUAGUUUUCGGUAAUCAGGGUUGUCAUCACUGUUUAAGUUAACAUGCCUCUGAUGAACUGAUAAAAACAAUUUUAUUAAUCUGCAGUCAUCCCACAUGCAUCCAUAUUUUUUGCCAUGCCAUGAUUCACAGUUAGUGACAGAAAAAAUAUGUGACUCAAGAAAGACUACUGACGACAUAUAUUUAACACCCAACUAAAGGGUUUUAAUUUUUAUUUUCUGUAUGUGUUACUCUUUUGUUUUAGUAAUAUCCAAAGGGUUUUGAUUGAACUUUUAUGUUUCUUUUAGUUUUUUUGUGUAAAUGCUGCACUUUAUAGUGUAAAACAACCAGACACUGUCAGUACGUUCUGUCUGCUUUGUCACGCGGUUUGUCACAAAAAAAGGCCGACAUAGCAUCAAGCCAAAUGAGCUGACGUGGUCUCUCUGAACUACUCAAUAACUCUUAUUAAACAAUGUGUAUCAAAUAGACCAAAAUCUGAAGACAAACGGAUUAAACCGCUGGAUCGAGGGCAAAAGAGCUCUGUUUACCUGUAGCAAGAGACAAGGCCGGUGCUUCUCAAAAGUGUUAUUUUACUUUUCUCUGUCUGUGUUUGUUUAUGGCGACUGUGGAACCAUUUUGAAAAUGUGUUUUAUUGUUUUAGCCUCUUUUUUAAAUUAUGCUGUAAUAAUAAAACAUCUGACCGGGGUUAACUUUAAUAUAUGUCGUUGGUUAUUAUUAUUACUUUGUGUCCAUUUUAUUUGGAUAAUGGGUAACAUUUCAUACUCCUCACUGUAAUCAGUGCACAGACUGACACUCUUACAUGUUAAACAUAACCCAUACUGUAAAAAAAAAAAAAAGAA